AUGGAAAAUACUUGGAAUCACAUCGCUCCUCUGGAAUGGCGUGGAACGCCUCAUAUUCGCGAUAUGAUGCAUGCAUAUCGCAGAGCUGCGCUCGAGGUUAUAGACAUAUACGAAGAACCAGCCCAACUUUGCUCGCCAAAUAUUCCUCAGCUUGAGCGUUCAGGCAACGGUGUAAUUGCGGUUACACUGUUGUGCUGCAGCAUCUCCACUCUCGUGGCUUUUGCUCAGACUGACUGCCAGCAUUCACCGCUCUACCAUUUGUACAAUGUAUAUGCGGCAAACACUCUCCAGUCUCUGAAGGCUCUAAGGGGCUCUUGGCUCAGCGAUCAAGAAUCUUCAAGUUGUUUGAAAGCAACACUGCGGUAUAAUGCGAAGACUGAGAGUUUAAAGAGGAAUACUGCGAGAAAAAAAACGAAAUGCCUGAGCAAAAACGAAAAGUAUGAGAGCAACGUCGAACGCAGGAGAAGUCCGUCCAGUUGUGUCGUGCCAUUGGCACUGACGAGAAACCGCCGAGACCAAAAUUCCCCCGCGAGAAAAAUCGUGAUCAAGUUUUUUUUCACCGCCGCAACGGUAAUGCGGAAAAGCGUAACACCUGAAAGUCCUCCCAAUCCUUAUAACAAAUCUGAGAAUCAAUUUCCUGGUGAAUUACGCGACGUUGAAAAUCAGGAAAAUUCCGUGGUCAAUGGCAUCGACAUUCUUGAAUGCGGUGCCGUCGAAAAAUCAUUGACGGAAAAUUGCUGCUGUUGUCCUACGGAAAAACAUGACGAUGGCUGUUGCAAAACAGAAGCAGUGAGAAAAAAAAUGUACCUCGAAAUAAAAGCUCGGGUUGAAAAGGCACUGAAGAGACACAAAAUAUUUUUGAUUCGCGGUGAUCUCCCGAAGUUAUCGAAAGCGUUGGAAGAAAGAGGUUGGGUGCAGAAAUACGAGUCUGUAAAGACACGGAUGGUCCCUUAUGGAAGUGUGGCCAGUCUCGAAUCAAAAUCAAUGGCAAAUAUUAAGAACGCCGAUGGUACAAUUAACGAAAAAGCCGUUACUUUUGCUCUCUUACGUCACAAACAACCAGAUUUCAUUUGGGACUGUCGCAAUGAUUUUAUCGAGUGGGAUUCUUCUGUCAGGAGUCAAGUUUUACUUAAUCGCUUGCAACGAUCGUACAUUUACACUUCCAAGCUCGGUAUGGCGCAAAUUCUCCGUGAUUCUCAUUGGCUAUGCGAAGCAAACGUCGCAAACGUCCAAUAUCCACGCAGUUAUAACGUGAGUCGUGAAACAGAAGCUUUUCUAACGGAUUAUCGCACGAACGCUUGUACAGGAUUAUUGAAAUGGUACGUCGGGCGAGUCGAUAAGGGUGAGGCUUUUGUGGAUCUUGGAAUCGAGCCGAUUCCGAUAAGUCAGUUAGAAUUCGCUCUGAAACGAUGCGACGAAUUUUUGGCCGAAGCGAAAGACGAGACUAUCGAUAUCGAGAACGAUCGCAAAAAAAGUAUAAGCGAGGAUGAGUGGAACAGCUUCCUGGACGAUUACUCACGAGUAUUACAUCGAGGAAAUGGAAUAGCGAGCCUCGGAAAUCCCGAUGCACAGCUCCGUCUCGAGAAAUGUUACCUCGCAGCGACAGGGACGUUGAAAAAAUUAAAAUCCGUUGAUUCUCAAUACGAGCUGAACGGCAUGAGAAAUAUUUGGAUUUUGAAACCCAGUGAUCUUUGCUGUGGCACUGGCAUAAGUAUUUCUCACAAUUUUAAGGACAUCAUGCGACGCGUAGAAAGUAAACCGAAGGAUUAUUUUGUCGUUCAAAAAUAUAUAGAAAGGCCUUUGUUGACGAAGGAUACGAAGUUCGACAUACGAUUGUGGUAUCUCGUAACUGACACUUUCCCCUUGACCAUUUGGAUCUUUGAAGAAGCUUUAUUGCGAUUCAGCUCAAAACCUUAUACGUAUUCGACUUAUCACGAAGCAAUUCACAUCUGCAAUACGGCGGUGCAACAAAAAUACUGUUACGAGAACAGGCGAAGAUUGCGAAGACGUAAUAACCAGAUGGAAAAUACGGAUGAACGAAUGUACACGACACCGGUGAUCGUCGAAUCGAUUCGUGAUCAGGAAUGGGAUUGUGCCAAACUGAACGAGUAUUUGAAAAGUGUUGGAUACAAAGGCGAGCCUUACUACGACGAGAUUUAUCCGCAAAUGUCACAAGCCAUAGUGCUAACAAUGUUGGCAUCCCAGGAAUACAUGGAUAAACGACGAUGCAGUUUCGAGCUUUAUGGAGCCGAUUUUAUGGUCAUGGAUGAUCUCUCGGUAUGGCUGAUUGAAAUAAAUACGAAUCCCCGAAUGAAUCCACCGAGUUCGCGAAUAACUCAACGUCUUUAUGACGGUGUUCUCGAGAGUCUCGUCAAAGUUACGAUGGAUCUGCCAUUGAAUCCUGAGGCAGACACUGGUGGUUUUCGUUUGGCAUACAAGCAGAACAUACCAACAAGUUUCCAGCCCUAUUUGGGCCCUUGUCUUUUCGUGUUCGGGAAACGAAUGACAUUGCACGAGCAAUGUCGUGAGAAGCGUGAGAAAAUUGGCAAAGAUAGUGAGGCAAACAUUUGCAGCCCUUGGAAGAGACACGAUCGUGCCUGGACGGCGCCACCCUCGAUGCCACGUUCCCGAGACCCCAAGGUCGUUGACUUCAUCGAAUAUCUUGAGAGGUCGCGUUGCACGGUGGCUCGUUGA
This is a messenger RNA of Venturia canescens, 2694 nucleotides long. RefSeq names its product tubulin glycylase 3A-like. The record is from RefSeq and is a predicted model, not a curated record. The transcript has 15 exons. Lineage: Eukaryota; Metazoa; Arthropoda; Insecta; Hymenoptera; Ichneumonidae. Gene Ontology annotation, cellular component: axoneme; microtubule cytoskeleton. Bases 1 to 2694 code for a protein of 897 amino acids. Gene Ontology annotation, biological process: cilium movement; cilium assembly; protein polyglycylation. Gene Ontology annotation, molecular function: protein-glycine ligase activity, initiating.